AUGGAUCUGGCCAUGGCCAGACGUCUUACUACUCCGGGUCAAACCUAUAGAAGGAAACAAAAAGAUGUCCGUGGUCUACAUGUCGCAACACAUCGACAGUCGGCACACGGACCAGUGUUGCGCCGUACAGCAAGUGUAACUAUGGUGGAUAUACGGACCAAACACGUCUCCAAGUUACUCGCAUACUACUACAUAUAUAUAUCAUUUGUACGCGCGGGUACACCGAUCUUGAGGUACCGGUUCAGUCGUAUGUGGCAGCGCCACCUCGAUUCGUUAUGUCUCCUCCCCAAGCGUGUUGUUAAUCGAGGCAUGAGCGAUGCGAUAUUCGUGGUGGUGAUGACGCAGGCCGCCAGCCUUGGCUUCGCAAAAUGGCCGUCAGGAACGUUCUCAGUCAGCUUGGGGAUGAUCACGGGUUGCAUGUGGAGCCAGAGACGGAGAAGCCCCUCAGACUAUGUCGGGCGUAGUGGGCAGCCGAGUCCUGUGAAGGAGUAUAGCACUGACCGAAUGAUGGCUGCUAUGUUGGAUAGCCAGCUGAAGACACUGGAAAGCCCUGAGAAUGAGGAGGGGGUGGCGACGGUGUCGAUAGACCAGACCCGUCAAGAGUGGAGUUGGGCGAAUAUUAUAAACAGCAACAUCUGCGCAGCAAAAUCUACUGUCUAA
Suillus subaureus is the source of this 660-nucleotide messenger RNA. RefSeq lists its product as uncharacterized. The coding region runs from base 1 to 660 and encodes 219 amino acids. The transcript has 9 exons. The record is from RefSeq and is a predicted model, not a curated record. Lineage: Eukaryota; Fungi; Basidiomycota; Agaricomycetes; Boletales; Suillaceae.